Nymphalis io (European peacock) is the source of this 1152-nucleotide messenger RNA. RefSeq names its product sodium-coupled neutral amino acid transporter 9-like. The record is from RefSeq and is a predicted model, not a curated record. Gene Ontology annotation, molecular function: amino acid transmembrane transporter activity. Gene Ontology annotation, biological process: amino acid transmembrane transport. Lineage: Eukaryota; Metazoa; Arthropoda; Insecta; Lepidoptera; Nymphalidae.
AUGCAGUGUAUAUAUAUAUAUUUAUAUAUAUUCCUGCUCGCUUUCAUGUCGGCCCUGUGUCUCUACACGGCCCACAUACUCCUCAGGGUCAACGUGCAUCAUGGCGGCGCGCGCUGCGAGGUGCCGGCGCUGUGCCACGCGCUGCUGGGCGGCGGCGCGGCGGGCGCGGCGCACGCCUUCAGCGUGCUCGUGCUGCUCGGCGCCAACGUCGUCUACUGGCUGCUCAUCACCAACUUCCUGUACCAUACCGUCAACUACUUCAUGGACGUGGAAACGGUAAACUCGACAGUUUACAACACAAGCCUCCUAUGUCUCCUCUGAUCACCUUCGAAUCAACCAAUGGUGGAGCCGUCACCGUACUGGGGUCUGCACACCACGGUUCCCUUUUACGUGGCAAUCAUCGUCUUCCCGUUGCUUUGUUUUAGAAAUGUUUCAUUUUUCACCAAAUUUAACUCUUUAGGAACUCUAUCAGUGUUCUACUUGCUGCUAUUUGUAAUAGUGAAGGGUUGGACUUGGGAAAUUAACAUGGGGGACCUGAUGGUGACUCAGGGGAGAGGAAGCAGUGACGCGGCCGUGCUCAGUGGGAUGCUCGGCCUUUCUUUCUAUAUACAUAACAUUAUAAUCACGAUUAUGGGCAAUAAUGCGAGACAAGAUAAAAACGGUCGCGACCUAACAAUAGCUUUCCUGCUGGUAACCAUAACUUACAUGCUUGUCGGAGCCAUAUUUUAUAUAUGCUUUCCGCUCUCCCAGUCUUGCAUCGAAGAUAAUAUUCUAAACAAUUUCGAAAUGCAUGACGUGAUGACAGAAAUUGCGCGAGCGUUACUUCUUUUUCAGGUGGUGACGGUGUACCCACUGGUGGUGUUCAUGCUGCGCGCAAAGGCGGCGCAGCUGUGCCGCGCGCCAGCGCCGGCCGUCAACGUGGGCGUGGUGGCGCUCUGCAUACUCGUGGCCUGCCUCUGUCCCGACAUCGGCACCAUCAUCAGAUAUACGGGCGCGGUGAGCGGGUUGGUGCAUGUGUUCGCGUUGCCAGCCUUGCUGCAAAUGCAGUCUCUACGACUACGAAGGAAGUUGACUUGCUGGAAAGCAAUAUUUUAUUCCCUUAUUAUAGCCUUCGGGACUGUUAAUCUUGUAAUGCAGUUUUUUAUUGCGUAA